CACUGUUUGGAGAUCUAAACGCAACUCCAUAUGCGGUCUACCUGCCAUUUGCCGAGGUUCAGAGAAACACAAAUUUCUACCUACAGUGUCAGAAAUUUUGCCGUGAUUAUGAGGAAUUCAUCUUCUCCAUGUCCAUCUACUUCUUCUACUUCUUCAGUUGUCACACCUGAAGAUGUUCUUGAAUCAUUGAUGAAUGAUGGUACAAUUGAUGCCAUUAGACUUAAAAUCAUUUCCCAAUUAAAAGCCAAUGAGGAGCUAAAGAAAAAUACAAUCACAAUGGUGGAGCAGAGUAAGGUUCUUAACACACCGGGUGCAGAGAAGCAGACGAAAAGGGAGCUGUUUGAUGCGCUGAGGCAUGAACUUGAGACUCCAGUACUUGACAAAGCCUCAAAAUCAGUCUGGGAGUUGAUGUCAGAAAAUGAAAUGUUUAUGAAGGAGAUAGGCGAAACAGUUGAAAGAGUUUUUUAUCGGUUGAGUGGUCAAGAACCCUUGCCACUUGCUCUUCCAAAUGGCAAACUAGAAGCGCAAGAACAACCUGAGCAGGAAAACCAUGAUGAGAACGGAAACACAGAUUCUCUGUUGAAGAAGAGAAGCUUUCACGAGAUUAGCGUUGAAGGGAGUGGUGCACCAGGUGAAUUUGCAGAUGGUUCAGGUGAACCGCUGUCAGCACCAUCCGUGCCUGAAGAUUCUUCUAUUUCAAUGCCUUUUUCUAAUGUAAAGCCAUGAUUCACUUUUCACAAGGUAAUAGCAAAAUGAUAUGCUGAUCUGAAACUGUGUGAUUGAGUAUAUGAUUUUUAAGUACAACGCCUUAGUAUGCAUUGCUCCCGAAGGUUUUACUCCA
Messenger RNA from Papaver somniferum (opium poppy), 841 nucleotides. RefSeq lists its product as uncharacterized. The transcript is spliced from 4 exons. The coding region runs from base 31 to 726 and encodes 231 amino acids. Lineage: Eukaryota; Viridiplantae; Streptophyta; Magnoliopsida; Ranunculales; Papaveraceae. The record is from RefSeq and is a predicted model, not a curated record.